AUGACAGAACCUUCACUGACCAUAACUAGACCAACAUUUGACGAUAUUGGUGAAUAUUUAUGCAAUGCAAAAGACAGUUUAACCACACUAACGGGUCCAGCAAUACAGUUGAAUGUGAUUGGAGGUAUUCCAAAAGUAGAAAUAACAUCUAGGACACAGAUUGUGGAAUACGGUCAACCAUUUACAAUAGACUGCAACAUAACAUCAUUUCCGAAUCACACUUCUGUCUACUGGCAACGAAUGUCUAAUGGUACAACAUCAAACAUCACAUCAGAUUACCCUGGACUGACUGGCAAUACAACAAUGUUUCCUUCAAUGACCAUAAUCAAAGCUGUGUCAUCUGAUUCCGGACUGUAUAUAUGUGUUGCAGUAAAUAUAGUAGGAAUCGGAUACAGUGAUGCUGUUAAUGUGACUGUUAUAGGAGGUAUUCCAAAAGUAGAAAUAACAUCUAGGACACAGAUUGUGGAAUACGGUCAACCAUUUACAUUAGACUGCAACAUAACAUCAUUUCCGAAUCACACUUCUGUCUACUGGCAACGAAUGUCUAAUGGUACAAUAUCAAACAUCACUUCUGAUUACCCUGGACUGACUGGCAAUACAACAAUGUUUCCUUCAAUGACCAUAAUGAAAGCUGUGUCAUCUGAUUCCGGACUGUACACAUGUGUUGCAGUAAAUAUAGUAGGAAUCGGAUACAGUGAUGAUGUUAAUGUGACUGUUAUAGGAGGUAUUCCAAAAGUAGAAAUAACAUCUAGGACACAGAUUGUGGAAUACGGUCAACCAUUUACAUUAGACUGCAACAUAACAUCAUUUCCGAAUCACACUUCUGUCUACUGGCAACGAAUGUCUAAUGGUACAAUAUCAAACAUCACUUCUGAUUACCCUGGACUGACUGGCAAUACAACAAUGUUUCCUUCAAUGACCAUAAUCAAAGCUGUGUCAUCUGAUUCUGGACUGUACAUAUGUGUUGCAGUAAAUAUAGUAGGAAUCGGAAACAGUGAUGCUGUUAAUAUGACUGUUAUAGGAGGUAUUCCAAAAGUAGAAAUAACAUCUAGGACACAGAUUGUGGAAUACGGUCAACCCUUUACAUUAGACUGCAACAUAACAUCAUUUCCGAAUCACACUUCUGUCUACUGGCAACGAAUGUCUAAUGGAACAAUAUCAAACAUCACUUCUGAUUACCCUGGACUGACUGGCAAUACAACAAUGUUUCCUUCAAUGACCAUAAUGAAAGCUGUGUCAUCUGAUUCCGGACUGUACACAUGUGUUGCAGUAAAUAUAGUAGGAAUCGGAUACAGUGAUGAUGUUAAUGUGACUGUUAUAGGAGGUAUUCCAAAAGUAGAAAUAACAUCUAGGACACAGAUUGUGGAAUACGGUCAACCAUUUACAUUAGACUGCAACAUAACAUCAUUUCCGAAUCACACUUCUGUCUACUGGCAACGAAUGUCUAAUGGUACAAUAUCAAACAUCACUUCUGAUUACCCUGGACUGACUGGCAAUACAACAAUGUUUCCUUCAAUGACCAUAAUCAAAGCUGUGUCAUCUGAUUCUGGACUGUACAUAUGUGUUGCAGUAAAUAUAGUAGGAAUCGGAAACAGUGAUGCUGUUAAUAUGACUGUUAUAGGAGGUAUAUAUACUUCUUCAAUUUGA
This is a messenger RNA of Mytilus trossulus (common blue mussel), 1647 nucleotides long. RefSeq names its product roundabout homolog 2-like. NCBI's taxonomy places the organism in Eukaryota, Metazoa, Mollusca, Bivalvia, Mytilida, Mytilidae. The record is from RefSeq and is a predicted model, not a curated record. Bases 1 to 1647 code for a protein of 548 amino acids. The transcript has 6 exons.